Closterium sp. NIES-67 is the source of this 2675-nucleotide messenger RNA. NCBI's taxonomy places the organism in Eukaryota, Viridiplantae, Streptophyta, Zygnematophyceae, Desmidiales, Closteriaceae. The record is from the annotation of a GenBank genome assembly.
UGACUUCCUCCUCCCUCACGAUUUCCGAACUCGACGGCGGCCCAGCCCAUUCCUCAGCGCGCAUGAAACAACUCAGCAGAGGAAAAUAUCACAGGAUGGAUCCCGACUCUCAACCAGCCACGCCAAUUGCGCAAGCCAGCAACUUCCUUCCUACCUCAGCUAGCAACUUCCUUCCUUCAUGUCCUUGGCUCUCCCCUGGCUCUCCUCUGGGUCGAGUAGAAAUCAGUCUCUGCAUAUAUGAUCGCAAGAUGGUCUCAAGAUGUUUUUGAUAUGUUUUUAAGUUGAAGUUGCUAGCGCACUCGUAGUUCGCGAAGCUUAGCUCGCAGGUAGCCCGAGCCCGUCCAACACGUAUCUUGAUUACGCUACUGACAACUAUUUUCCCAGUUGCUUCUCGUAGCAACUAUGGCGUCACUCGGUAGUAGCCGAAGUAGCACUCCCGCCUUAAUCCUCUUCUCCCUCCUCUUUAUUACCCCCGCUACUCACUUCUUCACCAGCAGUAGCUUACACGGCAGCGGCGGCGGCCGUCCUAGUAGUUCCCCCUACCUCUGCCAAGCGGUUAAAAUCUACAAACCGGAUCAGACCAUUCUCCUCUACCUGAAAUCCCGCUGGACCGGCUUUCAAUACGCAGACUCCUGGGUCUCCGGCACCGACUGCUCCACGUGGCAGGGCGUCACCUGCGACGCGAGAUCCGGCGCCGUCACGCGCCUCGACUUCUCCGGCGCGUGGAUCAACGGCACGAUCCCGCCCGCGAUUGGCAAUCUAACGGCCCUCACGAGCCUCGUAUUCUGGGGCAACACGCUCGCGGGGCGCCUCCCGUCGUCCAUCGGCCUCCUAACCCGCCUCCAGGAGCUUCGCAUCGGCGACAACGGUCCCGGCAUGAGCGGGGGAAUACCGAACACGCUCUCGCGUUUGACGAACCUUUUUUACUUGGACCUGUCGCGGAACCGUUUCGCGGGCCCAAUUCCGGCGUUUAUUCUCGGCGGUACGAUGAAGAAAUUGGACACGUUGGAUCUAUCUGGAAAUCGCCUCACGGGACGCAUUCCCGGGGCGAAGCUCGGCGCGCUUUCCGUUUUGAAGACUCUCGGUCUCUCGGACAACCGACUAAGCGGUAUCAUUCCGACGGAGAUCGGCAGGCUGACGGCGCUGACGUACCUGAUGAUUGUGAAUAACCGGCUGGAAGGGCCGCUGCCGUCAAGUCUGGCUUCGUGUACCGGUCUGGUGAGGCUGACGGCUGGGGGUAACCGUUUGGGGGGUCCCCUUCCCACGGGUAUGCUGCUGCGGCUAACGAAACUGGAAGGCAUUUCGCUCAACCGUAACGGCUUCGUCGUUACUUCGCUGGCGCCACUCGCGAACCACCCGAAGCUGAAAGACAUCGACCUGAGCCAGAACAGGGUCGCUCGGCGAAUCCUCGCGACCCUCGGGCAGAUGAAAAAUAUUCAGAGCCUGAAUCUGGCGAGAAACAGGCUGACCGGAUCCGUUCCCGCGUUUCUGCUAGCCAAUCAGCCGAAGCUGUAUGGACUGGACUUGUCUUUCAACAGGCUCUCUGGAAAUUUUCCCUGGGCAGCGGUUCGAGGAGCUCCUGAAUUAGCAUGGCUCAACAUUCAGCACAACUUGUUUUCGGGCAGAAUGCCAGAAAUUUCGUUCACGGGGCAGCGCAUGCAGGUCCUAAACAUGUCGAACAAUUUCUUCUCGGGAAGUUUGCCGAAUUUCGGCAAUCCAGAAGGGGAGUACAACCUCGACGUUCGUGACAACUUCUUUUCGAGUAGACCGGAAAUACGCGCGUGGGGAAAACGAGUUUGCCCGAUCGAGGGGCAGACGGCUAAGCCUCCCGACGACGAAACGGUGUUCCUCACUGUCGCGCGUAACUGCCUUUCGCAGGUGCCUGGUUGCAAGGUUACAUCGCAGCGCAAGCCCGCUUCGUGUGCCGCUUUCUGCGGCGCGAAUGGCAAGUCCGGCGCGUGCGGAGGCCAUGGCACGUGUGUGCCCAAGGCGGUGGGGGGGAAGGCUACGUUUGCGUGCGUGUGCGACAAGGGCUUCGCGCUGAAGCCCGGAAACGCGUUUGCCUGCCUUUGAGUCGACUCAAAAGAACAGCGCGUGUGUGCCUAAGGCAGUGGGUAGGAAAGGCUAACUGGCGGUUUUCCUGCGCGUGUGACAAGGGCUGCGCUUUGGAGCCAGGAAACGCGUUUGCGUGUGAAUCGGCAGCAUCAGACGAAAGGUUGGAGGGGUGAAAGGAUAGCUGACAGCGCAAGGGGAGAAGGGGAGCGGGCGGGGGGGGAGGGGGGGAGGUUGAGAGGAGAAGGUUGGGCCAGGGAAUUUGAAGAAUGGGGGGGGUUGAAGCUGUCAGCAGAAGCAGCAAGGGAAGGCGGCACACCGUGUACAACCUCCAGCAUUUGUAUAUAUGGGAACCCUUCUCGUUACUCUACUUGUAGUGAGGUCAUGCAGGUGCAAGUAAGCUGCAUUCUGUAGGCUUUUAGUAUGAUGACUACAGUACAUAAUGUGAUGAGAUGUGAAGUCAGCCCCUUCUCUCAUCUUGGGGUGAAGAUGUUUUUGGGACCGAAAGCACUAUCACUCAGAUGUCAGCUGACAUGAGUUGGUGCUCAACCAGGAUACCUACUUGCAGAGCGUUGUUUAGUGUGCUAGCAUACUUCCCUAUAUGUAUCUGAUGUAGCAUUAUU